Messenger RNA from Aphanomyces astaci, 480 nucleotides. RefSeq names its product ribosomal protein L17. NCBI's taxonomy places the organism in Eukaryota, Oomycota, Saprolegniomycetes, Saprolegniales, Verrucalvaceae. Gene Ontology annotation, molecular function: structural constituent of ribosome. Gene Ontology annotation, cellular component: large ribosomal subunit; ribosome. The coding region runs from base 21 to 425 and encodes 134 amino acids. Gene Ontology annotation, biological process: translation. The transcript has a single exon. The record is from RefSeq and is a predicted model, not a curated record.
GUUGAUUUCUGCCCUGCAUCAUGCGCCAUCGCCUUGCGUUCCGUCGGCUGGGCCGUCCCACCGAGCACCGUCUGGCGCUUCUCCGCAACCAAGUGACGUCUCUGAUUGAGCACGAACGCAUCCAGACCACAUUGCCCAAGGCCAAGGAACUCCGCCGUCUGGCCGACCAAGUGAUCACUUUGGCCAAGCAAAACGACCUGCCCGCGCGUCGCGAAGCCGAGUCGAUCAUCCGCACCAAGCCCAUGUUUGACAAGCUCUUCGACGUGUUGGGUCCUCGCUACGAAGACAGAGCAGGGGGAUACACACGCAUCCUCAAGAGCGGCUUCCGAUAUGGCGACAACGCUGAGAUGGCCGUCAUCGAGUACAUCGACCGGCCAGGCGAGCUCCGACGCCCUCGCCCCGGCAACGCCAAGAAGACCGAUUAGAUCUGUAAAGGAAUACUACAUAAACCCCCCAACAAAACCAUGUUGAGAUAUCCAA